Rhineura floridana is the source of this 2748-nucleotide messenger RNA. It is a transcript of the gene NTHL1, whose product is annotated as nth like DNA glycosylase 1. Gene Ontology annotation, cellular component: nucleus. Gene Ontology annotation, biological process: nucleotide-excision repair; base-excision repair; base-excision repair, AP site formation. The transcript has 6 exons. Gene Ontology annotation, molecular function: oxidized pyrimidine nucleobase lesion DNA N-glycosylase activity; 4 iron, 4 sulfur cluster binding; DNA-(apurinic or apyrimidinic site) endonuclease activity. Bases 92 to 943 code for a protein of 283 amino acids. The record is from RefSeq and is a predicted model, not a curated record. Lineage: Eukaryota; Metazoa; Chordata; Lepidosauria; Squamata; Rhineuridae.
CCGGUCCACUUCCGGCUUGGUGAACAAGGGACGAGGGAAGUCCCGCCGCCGAGCAUUGUGGGUCUUGUAGUUCCGGGCUGCAGGCUGAGCCAUGUGCGCGGGGCGCAGAGUCCCCACCAAGCUGCAGCUGAGCAAAGCGAGAGGGAGUGAAAGUUUCCAUGCAAAGAGCCAGCAGAAGGAGGAACCAGUCAGUGUUGCAUAUGACUCUCCCAAAGGAAAUGGUGUGGACGAGGCGAAAGAAACAGAGGGCAAGAGACAAAAAUGGGAGCCAAAGAACUGGGAGCAGCAACUGACCAACAUCCGGGAAAUGAGGAAGACGCGAGAUGCCCCUGUUGACCAGAUGGGGGCCGGAAAAUGCUUUGAUGGUGACGCCCCUCCAGAGGUUAUGCGCUAUCAGGUCCUCCUGUCACUCAUGCUCUCCAGCCAGACUAAAGAUCAGAUUACUUCAGCGGCCAUGAUGCGCUUGAGGGACCACGGCCUCACUGUAGACAACAUCUUGGAGACUGACAACGUCACUCUGGGACAGCUGAUUUACCCUGUGGGGUUUUGGAAGCGCAAAGUGAGGUACAUCAAGCAAACGACGGCCAUCCUGAAGCAAGACUACGCAAGCGACAUCCCAAAGACGGUCGUCGAGCUGGUGAAACUACCAGGGGUCGGACCCAAGAUGGCCCACUUGGUGAUGGAUAUCGCCUGGCAACACAUCUCUGGAAUUGGUGUGGACACACAUGUGCACCGCAUUUCCAACAGGUUGAGGUGGACAAAGAAGGAAACAAACGUUCCUGAAGAGACCCGGCAAGCUUUGGAAGAAUGGCUCCCCAGGGACCUCUGGAGUGAGAUAAACUGGCUGCUGGUCGGGUUUGGCCAGCAAAUCUGCUUACCUGUAAAUCCACGCUGCGGCGAAUGCCUCAACAAGGACACCUGCCCAGCUUCAAGGAAGCACUGAGAGAUGGCAGCACCUGUUGGAACAGGCCACCAAACUGGUGGAUGUGGACUUGGAGCUCACCAGCGGACUGAUGAUGCCAAAGCCGGCCUCACAGUGGCUUGAGCAAGAGGGAUUUUGCCCCUGCAGUAGGCUGGCAAAACAGCAGUGAGGCUAUUCCCGACCUCCAGGCAUGGGUGGCUGGAAGCACUCCGGGGCUGCUACAUUCCCCAUAAGAAGGACCAUAGAGAUGUCAUGAGGAUGGUGUCCCAGACUGCCCUGAAAGGAUGCCUCAACAGAGUAUCAUGCUGCGUGGAAACCGAUUAAAUAAGUACAGUAUAUUGGGUUGGAUUCAGACUAAGUCAGCUGAACUUGGGCCCCACUGAAAUCAGUUAUGUGUGUUCAUCAUAACACAACUUACGCCCCAUCCGCACAUUGCAUUUAAAGAGGUAUCAUACUACUCUAAACAGGCAAGGCUUCCCCCAAAGCAUCCUGGGAACUAUAGUUUGUUAUGGGUGCUGAGAGGUUAUAAGAGACCCCUGCUCCCCUCACAGCUAGAAUUCCCAGAGUUCCCUGGGAAGAGCGAUUGUUGGACCUCUUUGGGAAUUGCGGCUUUGUGAGAGGAACAGGCAUCUCCUAAUAACUCUACCCUGUUAGCAAACUACAAUUCCCAGGAUUCUUUGGGGAGAAGCCAUGACUGCUCAAAGUGGCAUAAUAGUACUUUAAAUGUAUAGUGCAGAUGUGGCCUUGGUGCGGAUCCAACCCAGUAUCUUUUAAAUGGAGAUUUUUCUGGGUUCUUUCGCCAGACGUAGCUGGAAAGAGGAACAUCCGUGUGUCCUCAUCUGCCCUCUUCAGUGGCAAGCUGUCCUCGGUGAAGGCGCUGAGCUCGGCAAGACAAGGAAAGGCCAGGCUAGAAAUGGGGACCCUGGCUUAUAGGUGAAAACAAGCUUAUGGAAAUAAAUAGCAGGCUUGCAUUCUGUCGGUGGAAGGUGUCCAUUUCUCCUGGCUGCUAGUGGAGAUCUCCUUGUAAUUAGCCUUAUUCUGAUGAGGAUUUCUAAGGUUUGGCUGACAUGACAUCCUCUGGCCUCAGUUUCAAAAGGGCAAAGCUCCCAUUUUGAGAGCCACAGCCUGCAAACCCACCAGCCCUAGCUGGAGAGUGUGCAUUAUGUUUCCUUUGUCUACGGCUGCCCGCCCCACACGUGGUGAGGGAGGCCAGUCAGACUUUCUUCCCAGACUAGGCUUUCCUAGGAAGCGUCUGUGGAUUCUGUCAGCUGGCCUUGCCCUUGUGAAAUGCCCACUUUAAAUGCUAAUAAGCUUGUUACCAAGCAGAAAGAGUUCUCCCACUCUGUUGGGUGAUGUAAUUCAGGCCUGGCCCAGAGCCAUGGAAGUAUUCGUCUGUUGCCAAGGUGAAGAGGGUUGAAGUGUAUAAACGGAGGAGAUGAGAAGUUGAAGUUGCCUUUCUCUGCUCAGCAUAGCUGACGGGCUCCAGGGCGGGGGAUUUUAGACUCGCCUUCCCCAGCCUGGUGCCUGCAGAUGAUUUGGACUACAACUCCCAUCAGCCCCAGCCAGCACAGCUGGGACGUAUGAGCUCACGUGUGCCAAAACAGGACAUGUAGUCCAAAACAUCUGGAGCAGUCCAGAUUGGGGAAGGCUGGUCAAGAAGCCAAGUGGCGGGGGAGUCUUUGGAAUGUCCUAAACGCAGGGCUUCCAGAAUGCAGUGCAAGGCUUGAGCUUUGCUUAGUCUUGUCACAUAAGCCAAGCACUGAAAGCAGCGACUGCCUCGGAAGCCUUUCUAAUUUUCCUAUAAUAAACUUUUUGUUUUCAAUAAA